Messenger RNA from Monopterus albus (swamp eel), 5515 nucleotides. RefSeq names its product rapamycin-insensitive companion of mTOR. Gene Ontology annotation, molecular function: protein serine/threonine kinase activator activity. The transcript has 38 exons. The record is from RefSeq and is a predicted model, not a curated record. Gene Ontology annotation, biological process: TORC2 signaling; positive regulation of phosphatidylinositol 3-kinase/protein kinase B signal transduction. The coding region runs from base 77 to 5254 and encodes 1725 amino acids. Gene Ontology annotation, cellular component: TORC2 complex. Lineage: Eukaryota; Metazoa; Chordata; Actinopteri; Synbranchiformes; Synbranchidae.
UGUCGUGACAACCCCCGUUGUGCGUUUUCUCGCGAGAGGUCGCGAAGUUUCCGGUGUUGUGUAUGUUCCUGGAAACAUGGCGGCCAGCUUCCGCGGCCGUCCUAUUCGGAGUCUUCGGAUGCGGGGUCGGAAUGACAGCGGGGAAGAGAAUGUACCGCUGGAUCUGACCAGAGAACCAUCAGAAAACUUCCGUGAAAUACUUCAAAAUGUGGCCAAACCGCACGGGGUCAGUAACAUGCGAAAACUGGGCCAUCUGAACAAUUUCAUAAAGCUACUCUGCAGCAUUGGUCACCGUGAGGAAAACUUUGGGUUUACACAUGAAGAGAUCAUCAUUUGUCUGCGACUAGCUCUACUCAAUGAGGCUAAGGAGGUGCGUGCUGCAGGGUUGCGGGCGCUCCGUUACCUCAUUAGGGACACCAACGUGCUGCAGAAGGUCCUAAGACUACAGGUGGACUAUCUGAUAGCCAGAUGCAUUGACAUCCAGCAGAGCAACGAGGGGGAGAGGACUCAGGCUUUAAGACUGGUCCGAAAGAUUAUCACUGUCAAUGCGAUGCUAUUCCCCACCUCUGUUGCGAACUCUCUGAUUGCUGUGGGCACUGAUGGACUGCAGGAGAGAGACCGCAUGGUCCGUGCAGCCAUCGCCAUCGUGUGUGAGCUAGCCCUGAAGAACCCAGAGGUGGUAGCCAAACGCGGAGGCCUCAGCACUAUUCUGAAGAGUGUGAUUGACUGUCAGCUAAGUCGUAUCAACGAAGCACUGAUCACCACCAUCCUCCAUCUACUCAACCACCCACGUACCCGUCAGUAUGUGCGUGUUGAUGUCGAACUGGAGCAAAUCCUCGCUCCUUUCACAGAUUUUCACUACCGUCACAAUGCAGACACGGCUGAAGGGCAACUCAAGGAGGACAGAGAGGCCCGUUUCUUGUCUAGUAGAAUGGCCAUCGUGGCAGCCUUCCGCUCCUGGUCUGGGAUUAUCAACCUAUGCAAGGCUGGAAACUCUGGAAUCCAAUCUUUAAUUGGCUUGCUUAGCAUACCAAAUAUGGAAGUUAGGAAAGGCUUGUUGGAGGUGUUAUAUGAGAUAUUCAGGCUCCCUGUGCCCAUUGCAACUCAAGACUUCAUGGAAGCCCUUCAGAGUGUUGACCCCACCAGGUUUCAGGACAGCUGGAGACUGUCUGAUGGGUUUGUUGCUGCUGAGGCCAAAGUCAUUCUGCCCCAUCGGGCCCGCUCUAGGCCUGAUCUAAUGGACAACUACUUGGCAUUUGUCCUGUCUGCCUUUAUCACCAGUGGCCUGUUAGAGGGUCUUGUUGAAGUUGUGACAAGUAGUGAGGAUCAGCUUGCUGUCAGAGCCACCAUCCUGUUGGGAGAGCUUCUACACAUGGCAAACACCAUCCUUCCUCAUUCCCACAGUCACCACCUGCACUGCCUCCCCACCCUCAUCAACAUGGCUGCUUCAUUUGACAUCCCCCAGGAGAAACGGCUACGAGCAAGUGCAGCAGUCAACAAUCUGAAGCGUUUUCACGAGAAGAAGAAGAAAGGUUUGAAACCACAUAGUCUGUACCUAGACCACAUCAUCCGCAAGUCUGUGUCGUCACAUAACCGCAGAGAGUCACACUCGCGUGCUCAGAGGGACAUCUAUGUCAUUAAGGACACAGAAGAAGCGCUGAUGAUGAAUCUGAGAGACAGUCUCAUUCUCAACCACAAGCAGAACCUGGAGUGGAACUGGUUGCUCAUCACCACCAUCCUCAAGUGGCCAAAUGUAAAUCUCAGGAACAACAAAGAUGAACAGAUGCACAAGUUUGUGCGAAGGCUGCUGUACUUUUUUAAGCCCAGUAGUAAAUUGUACGCGGGGCUGGCGCUGGAUCACGUAAAGGCCAGACAACUCACUGUGGUUGGAUGUCAGUUUGUUGAGUUCCUCAUGGAUUCGGAUGAGGAUGGCCAGGGAUAUCUGGAGGACCUGGUGAGGGACAUGGUGUCAUGGCUGUCCUCGUCCUCGGGGCUGAAGCCCGAGCGCUGUCUGCAGAGUAACGGCCUGCUCACCACACUUAGCCAACACUACUUCCUCUUCCUGGGGACGCUCUCUGCACACCCCCAGGGGGUCAAACUGCUGGAGAAAUGUGGCUUGUUUCAGUGCCUGCUGAGUCUGUGCUCUGUGAAGAACCAGGAUGCAGUGCUGAAACUUGCUGUAUCCACACUGGACUACAGCAGAGACGGUCUGGCCAGAGUGAUCCUCUCCAAGAUUCUCACUGCUGCUACUGAUACAUGCAGGCUGUAUGCCACCAAACACCUCCGUGUGCUGCUGCGUGCAGGAGUGGAAUUCUUCAGUAGCUGGGGCAUGGAGCUGCUGGUCACACAGCUUCAUGACCACAACAAGGCUGUGUCCAUGGAGGCCCUGGACAUACUGGAUGAGGCCUGCGAGGACAAGGCCAACCUUCAUGCUCUAAUCCAACUGAAACCAGCUCUAUCUCACCUGGCAGACAAAGGCCUUCUGCUGCUCCUCAGGUUCCUCUCUAUUCCUAAAGGCUUCUCCUACCUCAAUGAGAGGGGUUACGUCAGCAAACAGCUGGAUAAAUGGCAGAAGGAAUAUAACCUUAAGUAUGUGGACCUGAUAGAGGAGCAGCUCAACGAAGCACUAACAACCUACCGCAAACCGGUUGAUGGAGACAACUACGUCAGACGCAGCAACCAAAGGUUACAAAGACCAAAUGUCUAUCUUCCUGUGCACUUGUACGGUCAGUUGGUCCAUGAUAAGACAGGCUGUCACCUGUUGGAAGCUCAGAGCGUGGUUCCUGACCUCAGCUACACGGUUCGCUCCCCGAUGCUGGACACCUGGGAGGGCAUUAAACAGCUGAAGGCUGCUCUCUGGGCACUGGGCAACAUUGGCUCUUCAAACUGGGGUCUGAAUCUCCUGCAGGAGGAGAAUGCCAUUCCUGACAUCCUCGCAUUGGCUCAGCACUGUGAAGUGCUGUCAGUACGAGGGACUAGUGUUUAUGUUCUGGGUGUGAUCGCUAAGACCAGGCAGGGUUGUGAAGUGCUGAAGCAGUAUGGUUGGGAUGCAGUGAGACAUAGUCGCAGGACGCUGUGGCCUGUUACUCCUGACGAGGUCGACACGCAGCUGACCUCUGAACUCUCCUCAGUGCCGAGCACGCUCAGUCUGAACUCUGAAUCUACCAGCUCACGCCACAACAGUGAGAGCGAGUCUCAGCCAAACAUGUACAUCCUGGAUGAUGACAAGUGCGACGUUCUGGACCAGUCAGACGAGUCUUUCUAUCUACACCCCAAGCCAGUCAAGGACCGCAGCCCCUUUACAAUCCUGGCCUCCACUCGCUUUGUUCGCACUCGCUUCCUCAACUCUCUGUCCCUCCCCAGCAAGAAGUUGCGCUCCACCAGCGACCCUAAGACUCCAGCAGGCUCUCGCACACCUACUGAUCUCAAUACAGGGAGUAUGAGGCGGAACAGGACAGUGACAGAGCCCUCUGUCUACAGCCCAAACCAGGGGGACGUCUUUGUUGGGACCCGGGGCUGUUCUGAGGAGCAGCUUGUGGACGGGAGGCUGGCCAGGGGAGGAGGCUCAGGCCUUGCACUCAGUGGUCUAGGAGGGCACGUGGCUGUGGAGCACCCCAGCCGGGAGAGGGAGCAGAGCAGCCGAGAGCGUCUGGCAGGAGAUGGUGGCUCCUCUUCUAGUGGAGGCAAUGUGGGAGGGGGAGGGGGAGGCAGUGGAGGUACUCAGUUUAAAAGCCGCAGUCAGAGCUUUAACACAGAUACCACCACCAGCGGAAUCAGCUCCAUGAGCUCCAGCCCUUCCAGGGAGACCGUUGGAAACCCCGCGCAUCCAGAGCCCGAACCAGACUCUUCUGACUGUGUGAGCCUUAACACAGUGGUGUCUGCCAAGACUGUCAAAACACUCUCCUCCCUCACCCCCCAGUCUCAGGCCAACCACAUGUCCACGUCUAAGUCCUCUACUGUCUCUCUAGUACCGCCCGGCUCCUCACACACUCUCCCCCGCCGAGCUCAGUCCCUCAAGUCCCCUUCAGUGACCACUAUCAAAAGCCUGGCUGACUGUAGCUUCAUGUACACCAGCCCAAGAGAUGCACUGGGCUACGCUACGUUGAAAAGGCUGCAGCAGCAGAGAAUACACCCAUCUUUGUCUCACAGUGAAGCACUGGCUUCACCUGCCAAAGACGUGCUGUUCACUGACACCAUCACUAUGAAGACUGGCAGCCUGGACUCCAGACUAACUCCCCGCAGCCUCUCCCCCCGGAUCCUUUCACGCACCUCUCCUCUUGCCCUCCCUAGGUUUCUCAAAGCUCUGAGCUUUGCCUCUCUGGAUAAAGAGGAACUACUCAGUCCCAUCAACCAAAACACCUUGCACCGCUGCUCAUCAGUGCGCUCCAUGGUCUCUAGCGCCACCUUUGGGUGCAGCGAUGACUACAUUGGCCUAGCACUGCCUAUGGACAUAAAUGAUAUGUUCCAUAUCAGAGACUCCGCCUACUUUCAGCAGAGGAUCAGCCCACCUUCCGAAGAGCGGAAACGCUUUCUCUUUGGCGACGGAGAUGGUGAUCGCCCUGCCCUGCCAAUACUGAAGCAACAGUUCAGUAUCUCUGAGCUGAUAGUGUGCCGAGGCGACAGCCAGAACCACAUGGUGGGUUCAGAGGAGACGGGACUGCAGGAUCAUACUGAAGAAAAUUGUCUCUACUGUGUAGGAGCCAUUGUCCUGGGAUACCCCACACAGCCUCAGAUCAACAGCACACACCCUCGGACAGACUAUGUCGACUUCCCGUCAUGGGGAGGCCAAAGCAGCCAUCGUCUGGAGGUGAUGCCGCAGUCCAAGUUCUCUGGGGUGUCAGGCUGCAGCGACGCUGCUGUGUCACAAGGCUCAAUCUGUAGCACACCCACACCUGGUGACGUUGUCAUCGGUGGUAAGGCGAUAUCAGAAGACGGCCCCGCCUCUCGAGUCUUGCUGAGGAAGGAGGUGCUCCGCCUCAUAAUCAACCUCAGCUCCUCUGUAGGAACCAAAGGCCAUGAAACAGGCCUACUGACGAUAAAGGAGAAGUUUCCAUAUGCGUUUGAUGACAUCUGCCUGUACUCCGAGGUUUCUCACCUCUUAGCUCACUGUAUGUUUCGCCUGACCUCAAGACGUUUCAUACAGGAACUCUUCCAAGACGUGCAAUUCAUGCCAAUGUAUGAAGAAGCAGAGGCAAUCCUGACAAAGCUACCAAAACCUGUUGAAGAGGAUGUUGUCCCUCCUACAGAAUCCUGAUCAUCAUCCCCGCCACCCUUUUGUGUUCCCUGCACAUCCCCCGUCCUCCCUACCCUAUAAACAUGGAAAGGAUGCCAAGACUGAGAGAAGACAAGUUAUUGAAGGAAGUGGUCAUCAUCACUCUUCUUCUAUCAAGUUAUUCUUCAAACUGAAAACAAUGGAUGUCAGUGUGUGUAAACAAAAUUCAACUCGACACGCCUACUGCUGUCUCCGACUUUUUUUUUUUUUUUUUUUAAACAGGAAAAAGAGGGAGCAGUUUAA